Grammomys surdaster is the source of this 2301-nucleotide messenger RNA. RefSeq names its product dual specificity phosphatase 19 (gene Dusp19). NCBI's taxonomy places the organism in Eukaryota, Metazoa, Chordata, Mammalia, Rodentia, Muridae. Gene Ontology annotation, biological process: protein dephosphorylation; regulation of MAP kinase activity. Gene Ontology annotation, molecular function: JUN kinase phosphatase activity. Gene Ontology annotation, cellular component: cytoplasm. The transcript is spliced from 5 exons. The record is from RefSeq and is a predicted model, not a curated record. Bases 127 to 852 code for a protein of 241 amino acids.
GCCGUUCUCUUCUAAGAGGUGAGGGUUGUCACUGCAGGGGGGCCAGCUCCUUUAAGUGACUAGUGACUGAGAACAGUGAGUGCAGUGCGUUUUUGUUCUUGCUGCUUUUCCUCCUCCGCUCAUGUAAUGCACUCCCUGAACCAAGAAAUCAAAGCAUUCUCCCGGGAUAAUCUCAGGAAGCAGUGCACCAGGGUGACCACGCUAACUGGAAAGAAACUUAUAGAAACCUGGAAAGAUGCCACAAUUCAUGUUGUGGAAACAGAGCCCAGCGGUGGGGGUGGUUGUGGCUAUGUGCAGGACCUUACCUUGGACCUGCAGGUUGGCGUUAUUAAGCCCUGGUUGCUUCUGGGGUCACAGGAUGCUGCUCACGAUCUGGAGCUUCUGAGAAAGCACAAGGUGACUCAUAUUCUCAACGUUGCAUAUGGAGUUGAAAAUGCUUUCCUCACUGAGUUUACAUAUAAGACCAUUUCUAUACUGGAUGUGCCUGAAACCAAUAUCCUGUCUUAUUUUCCAGAAUGUUUUGAGUUUAUUGAGCAAGCAAAACUGAAGGAUGGCGUGGUUCUCGUUCACUGUAAUGCAGGGGUUUCCAGGGCUGCUGCGAUUGUCAUCGGCUUCCUCAUGAGUUCUGAAGAACUCGCUUUCACCAGUGCGUUAUCGUUGGUGAAAGAGGCAAGACCAUCCAUAUGUCCGAAUCCCGGCUUCAUGGAACAACUCCGCACCUACCAAGUGGGCAAAGAGCACAAUGAAGGUAUUUCACCUGCAUGUGUUUCUGUGCACCAUGAGCAUGAGGUGUCCACGGAGGCCAGCAGAGGGCAUUGGAUUCUAUGGGUCUGGAAUUUCAUACAGCCGUGAGCUGCCAUGUGGGUACAGAGAAUUGAGCUGAGGUCCUGGAAGAUCAGCCAGUGCUUUUAACCGCUGAACCAUUUCUCCAGCUUUAAAAAAUGGUAUUUCUCAUUUGAGAUGGGGUCUAAUGUGUAAAAGGUGGGCUCCUACUUGCUGUUGUGACCACUAAGCCCUGGUUACAUGGUUGGUGCUGGGUUUCUUGCACGCUAGGCAGGCACUCUACCAACUGAGCUAUAUCCCUAAUCUUUAGAGUGUUUGUCUAAAGGUUUAAUUUGGUUGUGUUGCCUAGAGUGAAUUAGGAGGAAAAGCAAGACCAGCAAGGAGGUUAGGUCCAGGUUUCUAGUGGCGACGAUAGAUUUAGUUGAUACAGUAAAGAUGGAAGGAAGUGGAAGCUAGAGAGAGGGCUCAGUGGGUAAGAGCACUUACUGCCCUGUCAGAGGACCAGAGUGUGGUUCCCAGCACAAUCAUCGGGUAACUCACAGCAGUGUGUAACUGCAGCUCCGGUUCCAGGUCAUAUGACCAGCCAUUGGCUGGACAGGCACCUGCACACACUUGCAAAUACCCACAUACAAACACACAUGCACACAUACACACACCUACACAUAAUUGAAAUAAUAAAAAUAAAUCUUACAAAAAGGAAAGAAGUGGGUACUCUGAAAAAUAUUUACAGACUAGAACUUACAAGCCUUGGCAUUGAAUUUUAUUGAAAAAAGGCAUUUUCAAAAAUCAUCCCAAGGUUUCUAGCUUUAAUAAUUAGAGAACUGGUGGUACCAUUCUUAGGGAUAAAUAUUCAUUCCUAAGUUGGCCCUUUAUAUUUGAUUUGAGGUAUCUUUGAGAUACCCAGGUCAAGUGAGUAUGUCAAAAGGGUAACUUGGUGGUGGUACAUUUGGGCAUUGGUAUGAAUUGGCAGCAGAAAUGGAUAGCAUCACACAAGAAAAGGUUUACAGUAAAACUGAAGGUAUUAAAACUGGGCCUUGAAGAACAACCACAUUUAAUGGCUAGAUGGAGGGUGGGCCAAGAAAAGAGAUAUGGCCAGAGAGAGAAGAGAGCAAACAAAGCACACUGUCAGAGGAACCAAAGGAGGUCUUCAAACUGCAUACUAAGUAAGAACAGAUGAUCCUGAAACCUUACAUGGGAUAAAUAUUCACGGAAGGUGUCUGGGCUCAGCAUCAUGGAGGUGACUGUUGUCCUUGGAAAGAUCAGUUUGGUAGAGUGAGUGAUGGGAGAAGCCAGACUGGUUGUCUUUGUUGCUAUGUAACUUGCUGAAUUACUGAUAAGGCAAUAACAUCCUUAUUUUGGGGUGAAUAAACCAAUGUAUUACAUAUAAGGUCAACACUAAACUUUCUAUGAUUCAGAUGGAUAAACUAAAUCCUUGACUUACCAGUACCCCUGAUUAUUAACUAUUCAAAGUCCUCCGCAAAAUACCUGUUUGCUAAAUAAAAGUAAUUAUCAGGCAAA